Punica granatum (pomegranate) is the source of this 3467-nucleotide messenger RNA. The record is from RefSeq and is a predicted model, not a curated record. Lineage: Eukaryota; Viridiplantae; Streptophyta; Magnoliopsida; Myrtales; Lythraceae.
AUUAGUCCUUCCACUGUUUGUCUCCCAGCUGAGGGCACCUACGUCCCAACUACCUCUUCUAAUUCCCCUUCUUUCUUCUACUGAACCCUCUAAAUUCGAAUUCCUCGUUAGUUUCGUACUUCAUGGACAUGAUAUUAAGGAGGAAAGGAACGAGAACCGAGCGAAAAACGGCGACAGUUUCAUGGUCCUCCGCACGCAUGCCUAACCUUGUGCCAUUCUUAAUCUUCUUUCUCUUGCCUUUCUUUGCAUUACACUGUUCUGCCAGAGAUACAGUGACUCUAGGUAGCCCGAUCAGCGACAAGCGCGGAGAUACUCUCAUUUCUUCGGGUGGAGUCUUCGAGCUGGGGUUCUUUUCCCCGAAUGGCAGCGCCGGGAAGAGAAGAUACGUUGGGAUCUGGUACUACAGCUCGACCCCACGAACUGUCGUGUGGGUUGCUAACAGAGAUGACCCGGUUUUAGACUCUAAUGGAGUUUUCUCCAUCACCGAAGAUGGUAACCUCGGAGUACUUGACGGGAGUGGACGUUCUCACUGGAGCACCAAUCUUGGAACAUCAUCCUUGUCAUCGUCACCGACCUUGAAGCUCAUGGACAGUGGGAAUUUGGUCUUACGGAGGCAAGAAAAUCGUUCGGCUAAGGAAAUGAUUCUCUGGCAGAGUUUUGAGAACCCGACUGAUACUUUUCUUCCCGGAAUGAGGAUGAAUGAGAACAUAACAUUAACCUCGUGGGGAAGUUACGAUGAUCCUGCUCCAGGAAACUUUACGUUCGAGCUAGAUGAGGAGGAAGAAAACCAAUAUAUUGUGUGGAGGAGAUCAAUAAGGUACUGGAAGAGCGGGGUCUCGGGCAAAUUCAUAACCUCGGAUGACAUGCCAUAUGCUAUCUCGUACGUCCUAUCCAACUUCACUUCCAGUGUGGGCCAAAACAACUCUGUUCCUUACAUCACUUCCUCUUUAUUUGAUAACACGAGGCUGAUAAUGAGUGUCUCGGGUCAGGUUCAGUACGUUAAGUGGGACUCGCAGAAGAUUUGGUCCUUGAUCUGGGCAGAGCCGAGGGACCGAUGCAGUGUUUAUAACAUGUGUGGGAAUUUUGGGAGUUGCAAUAGUAAUGGUGAUGUAGUAUGUAAGUGCUUGCCCGGGUUUGGGCCUGCCUCCCUGGAAUUUUGGAGCUCUGGGGACUUCUCUGGCGGCUGUAUCAGGAAAUCAACACUUUGUGGGAAGAGCGCGACCGGCGACACUUUCCUUAGCUUGAAGGGGAUGAAAGUGGGGAAACCCGACUCGCAGUUUGUAGCCAAGGAUGGAAUGGAGUGUAGGAGAGAGUGCCUUAACAAUUGCCAGUGCCAAGCUUACUCCUACAAUGGAGAUGAGGACUCGCGCGUUUGCUGGAUUUGGACAGAAGAUCUCAACAAUCUUCAGGAUGAAUAUGAAGAUGGUCGAGAUCUUUAUAUCCGGAUGGCAGUCUCUGACUUAGAAUCAACGGAUAGAGAUUGUCUGAUUUGUGGAGCAAACCUGAUCCCUUACCCUCUCAGUACUGGAGCGCAAUGUGGGGACCCUGCAUAUCUUAGUUUUCACUGCAACAUCUCCAGCGGACAACUGAGCUUCGAGGCACUGAGUGGGACGUAUCAGAUCACGAGAAUCAACCCCGAAUCACGCAAGUUCUUCAUCAAAUUGGAAGCUGAUAGUUGCAACAAUGAGGAUGAUAGCAAAGUCUUGCAGCUCAAUGAAUCUUCGCCUUUUCACCUGACUCGUUGGUGCAAUGCUGACAAGAACAGUGCUGGCUCUGGAAAUCUCAUCGGACGUGGAGAUGAAGUGGAGAUUACUUGGGACCCACCGCAAGAGCCAACGUGCAGCUCAUCCUUGGACUGCAAGGAUUGGCCCGACUCAACUUGUCAUGAAACAUUAGAUGGCAAGAGAAGGUGCAUCUGCAAUUCGAAAUUCCGAUGGGAUCCUCUCCUCAUAAAUUGUACUCAAGAUAAGAAGCUCGGGGGACCAUCAAGCGAAAAGCUGCCAUCGACCCUGAUAGUCAUUGUGAUAUUUAUCAGUUCUGUCUUUCUAAUUGUUCUCUUGGCUAUGAUCGUAUAUCUCUAUAUACAGAGGAGAAAUCCUUCCAAGAGGCCAGAGAACUGGGCAAGCAUUUGGAGACACUCCGCCCCUAACUUGUACAACAACGAGAGACAUGUGAAGAGCUUCAUCGACUCUGGUCGGUUUAAUGAGGAUGAGACUAAUGGGAUUGAUGUUCCGUUCUUCGAUUUGGAAAGUAUUUUAGCUGCCACAGGUAAUUUUGCAAAUGCAAACAAGCUCGGGCAAGGAGGAUUCGGGCCUGUAUACAAGGGUAAAUUCCCGGGAGGACAGGCGAUUGCUGUCAAAAGGCUGUCAAGUUUCUCCGGUCAGGGUUUUGAGGAGUUCAAGAAUGAGGUUGUGUUGAUUGCGAAGCUUCAGCAUCGGAAUCUCGUGAGACUUUUGGGUUAUUGCGUGGAAGGAGAUGAGAAGAUGUUACUAUAUGAGUACAUGCCCAAUAAAAGUUUAGACUCCUUUAUAUUCGAUCGCACUCUCUGCAUGUCACUGGACUGGGUCAUGAGAUACAAGAUCAUAGCAGGGAUUGCACGGGGACUUCUAUAUCUUCAUCAGGACUCGAGGUUAAGGAUCAUCCAUAGAGACCUGAAGACAGCCAACAUCCUGCUAGAUGAGGAGAUGAACCCAAGAAUUUCAGACUUUGGGUUGGCAAGGAUAAUCGGCGGUAAAGAAACUGCAGAAAGCACAAACAGUAUUGUUGGAACAUAUGGCUAUAUGUCCCCUGAGUACGCAUUAGACGGCUUCUUUUCGGUCAAGUCAGAUGUUUUCAGCUUUGGUGUUGUGGUGCUUGAGAUAAUCACUGGGAAAAGAAACACGGGAUUCUACCACUCCGAGCAAGAGAUGAGUCUUUUAGGCUACGCAUGGUUGCUGUGGAAAGAAGAGAAGGCGCUCGACUUAAUGGAUACUGCUCUCUGUAAGAGCUGCAAUGUAAAUGAAUUCCUCAAAUGCGUGAAUAUCGGGUUGCUGUGCGUGCAAGAGGAUCCAAAUGAUCGUCCCAAGAUGUCAAAUGUGCUGUUCAUGCUCGGGAGUGAGAUUGCGACUCUCCCGAGCCCUAAGAAGCCUGCAUUUGUUGUUAGGCGAUGCCCCUCGAGCAGAGCUUCAUUGUCGAGUAAGCUGGAAACAUGUUCCCACAAUGACCUGACUGUCACUCUUAAAAAUGGCCGCUGAUGAACCAACGGAGUGUUAUUGCUUUAUGAUUAGAUCUUUCCUUUCCCUGGUCAUCCGAUUGUUAUAUUUUAGUAACUGUAAAUCAUUCAUCUCGCGGCCUGUAUUUUGGUUCCUCUUCUCUUAUUAUGACAUUUUUGAGAGCAUCGUCUUUGCGACUAAUUUGAUAGUCAAAAUUGUAUCGAACUUCAUUGGAAUGUAACCGAAGAGUAUUCAACCAUUGACAUUUUCACUUUA